AUGGGUUCGCUCUGUUGUGUGGCUGCGAAAUCAGAGAGAUCAAAUUCCGCAAGUCAAGAUUUUUCGUUUGGCCCUCGUGAGCCUUAUUGGAGGACUAAUACAAGCUUCUCUCCACCUUCAUCGAGAUGGGACGUCCAUGGAUUAACCGAUGGCAUUAGCUUCUAUAGAUCUUCUACAUCAUCAAAUGCUAAUGUUCUUCGUAGUCCCGACCUUCCUCAGGCUCUUCACUGGACUCCUAAUGAUUUUGAAUCUGCAGCAAGAAGAGAUCAAGUUCUUAAGCAACAAACGGGAACAUCAAGAAACGUCGGUACCGGGUUUUCCUUCUCAUCUUCUGGUAUCGGAGACUCUGAACCUAACCGGAACUUAUCAAGCCGGCGUUUCUCCCUCUCCAAACCGGUUCAUCCUAUACUCCAUCGUUCAGAUAACGUUAGAGAAACGACAUCUGACUCUGCGGAUGCGUACAGUUGGAGUAGCGGGACUACAAGCAGCAUUGACUCUUUAGAUGUUGUUCCGGAGCCAGUUCUUGAUUGGGACGAGAGUAGUAAGUCUACAAAACCACAGCAAGUAGCAGCUUCGAGUACGUUUAAAUGUGCAUUGUGCAACAGAUAUCUCUCACAGAAGUCUCCUUGGGGAUCUCGUUCCAUCAUAAGAAACCGGGACAUGCCUGUCACAGGAGUGCUUCCAUGUCAGCAUGUCUUUCACGCGGAGUGUCUUGACCAAUCAACUCCAAAGGCUCACCGCAGUGACCCGCCUUGUCCAGUAUGCAGCAAACAAGAAGGAGAACAUUCAAGAUCACACAACAUUGUUCAAAGGCUUAAACCGGUUUGUGAAGAUGGGCCAUCUACAAGACCAUGGGGAUGUGCUCAGGCUGGUGACUGUGUUGAGAGUGCUCUUAAUGUGCCGCAGAGAAACACUAUGAUCAUGAUAAACCGGAACAGGAUAAGGAAAAGUCUCUCAUUGAGAGGUAAUUCGAGCAAAGAUUCUCCGAGGAAAAUCAAGAAGAGUAACUCAUUUGGCCUGGAGAAUCUGACGAAUCAAGUCUCCGUUUUGCAUUCUAGAGGGAAAGAGAAAGCCUAUAAUUGGUAG
This is a messenger RNA of Microthlaspi erraticum, 1086 nucleotides long. The record is from the annotation of a GenBank genome assembly. NCBI's taxonomy places the organism in Eukaryota, Viridiplantae, Streptophyta, Magnoliopsida, Brassicales, Brassicaceae.